ACUACCCAGUGAAGAGUGGUGUAGUUCAAUGAGUUGCCAAGGCCAAGCGUUAGAAGCCUACGUAGGUUAAUUUUUAAUGUUGUGAUUUUCGACGUUUUCACCAGGAUUUAUGCUUAUGCUGACUUACAAUUCACUCGAUUAAUAGGAAGUAAACAUGGCGCAGAGGUUUCCUGUUCCGAACACGGGAAGCAAUGGCCCACCACCACAAAGGUAUCCUCCACCAUCUGUGCCGCCGAAUUUGCGUCAGUAUUCUGGACCCAAUUUUCCGAUGCAGCAGAGAACAGGUUUCACGCCACCUCCUCAAAUGGGAACUGCAGGACCUGGACCAGGAGGCAUAAUGAGACCAAGUCAACCCUAUGCGGGAAUGCGGCAGCCUCCCAUGCCAACUCCGCCAGGUGGAAAAAGAAAUGCAGAUCAACGCAUUCCCAUGCCCCAACAAAAACCGUAUUUUUGGAACAGUGAUUUUUCACAUUCCACAUCCAAGAAGAAGAAAAAACUCGCGGAUAAGAUCCUGCCGCAAAAAGUGCGCGACUUGGUACCAGAGUCGCAAGCGUACAUGGAUCUUCUCGCAUUUGAGCGAAAACUCGAUGCGACAAUAAUGAGAAAACGCCUGGAUAUACAGGAGGCUCUGAAACGUCCCAUGAAGCAGAAAAGAAAGCUACGAAUAUUUAUUUCGAACACUUUCUAUCCAGCGAAGGAACCUGGAGAAGGUGAAGAAGGCUGUGUGGCUUCUUGGGAGCUGAGAGUGGAAGGAAGACUUUUAGAUGAUACUAAGAAUGAUCCUAACAAGGUGAAGAGGAAAUUUUCGUCGUUCUUCAAGAGUCUGGUAAUCGAAUUAGAUAAGGAUUUGUACGGGCCCGACAAUCAUUUAGUAGAAUGGCAUCGCACGUUAACGACCCAAGAAACUGACGGUUUCCAGGUCAAGAGACCUGGGGAUAAAAAUGUCCGGUGCACAAUUCUCCUAUUACUGGACUAUCAGCCCUUGCAGUUCAAACUGGACCCCCGCCUCGCUCGAUUACUUGGAGUUCACACUCAAACCCGACCAGUAAUCAUCUCUGCUUUGUGGCAAUAUAUAAAAACCCACAAACUUCAAGAUGGUCACGAAAGGGAAUAUAUCAAUUGCGAUAAAUAUCUGGAACAAAUUUUCACUUGUCCGCGAAUGAAAUUUGCAGAAAUUCCGUCACGCUUGAAUCCACUGCUUCAUCCCCCAGAUCCUAUCGUCAUCAAUCACGUUAUUAGUGUUGAAGGAACCGAAACUAAGCAAACGGCUUGCUACGACAUUGACGUGGAAGUUGAUGAUACAUUAAAAACACAAAUGAACAACUUCUUGCUCUCAACGGCAAGUCAGCAGGAGAUUCAAAGCUUGGACAACAAAAUUCACGAAACGGUCGACACCAUCACACAGCUGAAAACGAAUCGGGAGUUUUUCCUAAGUUUUGCCAAAGAUCCGCAGCAAUUCAUCAACAAGUGGAUCAUAUCACAGACGAGAGACCUGAAAACGAUGACGGAUGUGGUAGGAAACCCAGAGGAAGAAAGGAGAGCCGAAUUUUAUUUCCAACCCUGGGCUCAAGAAGCCGUUUGUCGGUAUUUCUACACGAAAGUACAACAAAAGCGGGCGGAACUCGAACAGGCACUUGGUAUACGGAACUCAUAAAUUUAAGAACAAGUUUACAAUGCAAUGUCAACAGUAUUUUCUACUGGCGUUCACCGAUUACACAUAUUCAAUACGAUUACUUUUCUUCAAUGGAAAUAACGAAUCUUUCUCAAUUUUGGACUUGAAUCGAGAAUAUUUAUUUAGUUAUUUGACUGGGGUGAUUGUACUUCAAAAAAGAAAGAGCGGCGUGUGUCAGUGGUAAUCUUUGUAUAAUCAACUUCAAAGGAGAACCCUUUUGUAGAUUAUUUCGUAAAUCAAUUACUUUAUAUGAUCUAACUUGUAAUUUUAUGAUGAUGAUGAUGAUUAUUAUUAUUAUUAUUGUUAUUAUUAUUAUUAUUAUUAUUAGUAUUAGUAUUAUUCUUUCAUGGAAUCAUACGACUGAUAAAAUUGUCCGUGCACUUGUGUUUUAUGAAUGAAAAUAGAAAUGCGUGUUUAUCAAUUUUUUAUUAGAAGAUUUACUUAAAUGAAAGUGCUUGAAUAUAGGCGUCUCAGACUUAUUAAUAAAGCGAGUUUUCAAAUAAUAAUUAAGUCUGUAGAUGGAUCAGAAAGAAAAAUAUACAUUGUACACUGUA
Belonocnema kinseyi is the source of this 2226-nucleotide messenger RNA. It is a transcript of the gene Bap60, whose product is annotated as brahma-associated protein of 60 kDa. Lineage: Eukaryota; Metazoa; Arthropoda; Insecta; Hymenoptera; Cynipidae. Gene Ontology annotation, biological process: regulation of transcription by RNA polymerase II. The transcript has 7 exons. Gene Ontology annotation, cellular component: SWI/SNF complex; nucleus. The record is from RefSeq and is a predicted model, not a curated record. The coding region runs from base 155 to 1654 and encodes 499 amino acids.